UGCCGGUGACACCCGGGCGGCCGCGCCCGCGGGCCGCCGCGCUCCUGCCCCGGGCUCCUCUCUCCCGCUCCCCGCGGGGCGGCGGCCCGGUGCCUUCCCCGUCCCGCACGCCUCCGCUGCCCGCCGGCGCGACUCCCUCCCCGCGGGCGGCGGGCCCGGCUCUCCUCCGCGGCGCCGGUUCCCUCCUCCCCUCGCCGGCGGAGGAAGGAGGCGGCCGCCGGCCCUCUCCGACCGCGCAUGCGGCAGCGCCGGGCCGGGGCAGCGCUGCCGCGCUCGGGGGCUGAAGUGUGGGUGUCCCUUCCCCCGGCCCCGUCCCCUCCUCCCCUGCGGGCCCCCGGCAGCGCCCCCGCAGAUGGGCUUGGGCUGGAGCAGCGCGGAGGAGCGGCGGCCCCUCCUGCCGCCGCCGCCGCAGCAGCCGCGGCCGCAGCCGCAGCCGCGGGGGCCGGCGGGGGUCCCGGCGGGGCGGCUGCCGCCGCUGUCGGGCCGCGUGUACGGGCGGCGGUGGCUGGUGCUGCUGCUGUUCUCGCUGCUGGGCUUCGCGCAGGGCCUGGUGUGGAACACCUGGGGCCCUAUCCAGAACUCGGCCCGCCUGGCCUUCGGCUUCAGCGGCUGGGACAUCGCCCUGCUCGUCUUCUGGGGGCCCAUCGGCUUCGCGCCCUGCUUCUUCUUCAUGUGGCUCAUGGACAAGAAGGGUCUGAGGGUAACAGUGUUACUAACAUCAUCCCUCAUGGUAUUGGGAGCUGGCCUGAGAUGUGUUCCAGUUUCAGACCUAGAAAUUAGGAAAAAGCUGAUCCACGGCGGGCAGCUGCUGAACGGGCUGGCGGGCCCCACGGUGAUGAACGCCGCUCCCUUCCUUUCCACCACCUGGUUCUCCCCGGACGAGCGCGCCACGGCCACGGCCAUCGCCUCGCUGCUCAACUACCUGGGCUCCGCCGCCGCCUUCCUGGUGGGGCCGCUGGUGGUGCCGCCCCCCAACGGGACUGCUCAGCUGGGAGCGCCCAGCAACACCCAGCACAUCAAGGACCGCAUCGAGGCCGUGCUCUAUGCAGAAUUUGGAAUGGUUUCCCUGAUAUUUUCUGCAGCGUUGGCCUACUUCCCCUCGCGCCCUCCAUUCCCCCCCAGCGUGGCUGCAGCGAGCCAGCGGCUCAGCUACAGGAGAAGUUUUUGCAGACUCUUAAGCAAUUUCCGAUUCUUGAUGGUUGCUUUGGCCUAUGCCAUACCACUGGGUGUUUUCUCUGGCUGGUCUGGUGUUCUGGAUUUGAUAUUAACACCCAUUCAUGUAAGCCAGGUGGAUGCAGGCUGGAUUGGAUUUUGGUCUAUAGUUGGAGGUUGUGUUGUUGGCAUAGCAAUGGCAAGAUUUGCAGAUUUUAUCAGGGGCAUGCUGAAGUUUAUACUGCUGCUGCUUUUAUCUGGAGCAACGUUAGCAUCAACCUGGUUCACUCUCACCUGUCUAACUUCUGUCACUCAUCUGCCUUUAACCACAGCUACACUGUACACAUCCUGCAUUUUGCUGGGCAUAUUCCUCAACAGCAGUGUACCAAUAUUCUUUGAGCUCUUUGUGGAGACAGUCUACCCUGUUCCAGAAGGAAUAAGCUGUGGAGUUGUCACCUUUUUGAGUAAUGUGUUCAUGGGAGUGCUUUUGUUUUUCCUCACAUUCUACCAUACAGAGUUCUCCUGGUUCAACUGGUGCCUGCCCGGGUCGUGUCUGCUCAGCCUGCUCCUCAUCCUGUGCUUCCGCGAGUCCUAUGACAGACUCUAUCUCGACGUUGUCGUCUCCGUGUGAUCACCCCUCGCUGGUGAGGCUUGGAAGAGACUGGAAGUCGGCUUUGCAGUCUGCACAUCUGCCUGGAUUUGCACAGCUGAACAGCAGAAAAACAAAGAAAUUUCAAGACUUAAUCGUGGCUUUAUUUAGAGAGGGUGAGGGAUGGGUCGUUCUUACAUUCAAGACCAUCUUGAUUUGCCAUAAAUGUGGAACUGGAGUGGUGAUGGUGACACCAAAAUGCACAAAGAGAAUCUCUCUGCUGUCCAGGUCCCUGUGCAGGGCUGGGGCUCUCUGUUGAAGAGGCUGUUGAUGUAGCAGUGAGGUGUAUGUUGUGUGUGUGUGUGCCUGUGUGCUGACUCACGGUUAUACACACCAGGGUACCAGUAAUCUUCAGAGUCUUCUAUCAGAAUGAAAAUAGGGAAUAAUCUUAACAAAAGGAAAAAAAAUAAGAAAAGAAAACAGAAAUCUUUUCAAGAUCUCUUUAAAAUCACUAGUCAUUUAUAUAUUGAAUGUUCAUUAAACAUUUAAGCCAAAAUGAUUUGGUGCUUGUACACUACAUUUACAUUCUAAUAAAGUGGGUUCUGAUAUAAGACACUGGUACCAGGGUUUUUAGCCAUACUAAAUACCCCAAAUAAUCCUUGCAGUGAUAUUAGAGGUGUAUGUUACCACCCUGGAGCACAAGUAAACAAUAGCUUUAGCUGCCACUGAAUCCCAAACUGCACCCACAGUCAUCUCUGAAAUGCCACCCCGGUUCCGUAUCUCCUGAAUAUGGAGCAUCUGUGGGGUACUGGAGUGUCACUCUAGGUAAAUGUUGCUGUUCUAAAGGCCACCACUGUGUCACCUUUCCAUCCUCCAUCUCCAGUACUGCCUUUUUUACUGUUUGUGCCACUGAAUACUGUGGGUGUGGAUGUCUGAAUCCUGCUAGUUCUCUCCUGAUACUCUAAGGUGUGUGUGGUUUUUAGGAUUAGUUUAUGACUGAGGGUGCCUAAACAAUAUUGCUUGUAACCCAAGUCUGGAGAAAUCACUGUUUCCUAAAAAAACCUUUCUAGUUGAGGAGGUGCAUUGAUGGCGAAAUGACAAUGAGUUUGACAAUGAGUAACUCACGAGUUCUGGCAUAAUAUGGGAAAUUAAUGCCAGCUCUUUUUAUCAGUACUAAUCUGUGGUCGUUCCGGCCCUUACUUGAACAGAAAUAUUAAAGACACUUUGAAUAGUUUUUUAACUCAA
Agelaius phoeniceus (red-winged blackbird) is the source of this 2986-nucleotide messenger RNA. It is a transcript of the gene SLC49A4, whose product is annotated as solute carrier family 49 member 4. The record is from RefSeq and is a predicted model, not a curated record. Gene Ontology annotation, cellular component: membrane; intracellular membrane-bounded organelle. Lineage: Eukaryota; Metazoa; Chordata; Aves; Passeriformes; Icteridae.